AUGGCCAGACCAACAAUAUUUCCACCCAAAAAAGAUAAUAAUGGUACUCAAUUGAUCAGUCGGUUAAAUCAAUUGAUAUCAAUCACCGAAUCAUUAGCCACACUCACUUCAAUACAGCGACAAGAAUUAGUCAAAUUGUUUCGCAUGACAAUUGAUAUGAUUAUUCUUCGAACAAAUCAACUAUCUACCGAAUUCAUAAACAAAUGCACUCGUUUGGUGAAUAGCUAUAAAAACUUAAUUAUGGCAAUUACUUCAAAUGAACAACAGCUGACACAAGGUCUAUUCCCACGACCACAGCAGCUACCACAACUGCACCCACAACCACUGUUAUCAUUUCCAGCGUUGUCAAACUUGCGUACCCCAGGAAGAUCUCACAUCAGUACGCCAAAUCUUCAAAUCAGGAAAUAUGGAAUUUUCCACGAUAGGGUAUCGAACUUAUCCCCAUCAAUUUCUACCCAAUCAAUGUUUGAAGUUGCCGCUAAUCGAAGAUCAAAAGAUAUCAACAGAAUGCUUUUACCAGACCAAGACCAAAAGAGUUGCUCUGAUGAAAGCGAAUUUGAAGAAGAUGAAUCGCAAGAUUUAAUUUACAAUGGAUCAUCACAUUCUUUGUCUCCAGGACGAUCAAGACUACCGUCGAUGUUUUUGAGCAAUAGGUUAAGUACUCCUAAUUUACAAGUCCAUUUAAAUUUGAGCCAAAAAAAUAGUCAACUGCAAUUGAGAAAUAAUUCAUUUAACUAA
Messenger RNA from Candida dubliniensis CD36, 738 nucleotides. RefSeq lists its product as uncharacterized. The transcript has a single exon. The record is from RefSeq and is a predicted model, not a curated record. The coding region runs from base 1 to 738 and encodes 245 amino acids. NCBI's taxonomy places the organism in Eukaryota, Fungi, Ascomycota, Pichiomycetes, Serinales, Debaryomycetaceae.